Trematomus bernacchii (emerald rockcod) is the source of this 1267-nucleotide messenger RNA. Its product is annotated as putative nuclease HARBI1. The coding region runs from base 69 to 1028 and encodes 319 amino acids. NCBI's taxonomy places the organism in Eukaryota, Metazoa, Chordata, Actinopteri, Perciformes, Nototheniidae. The transcript is spliced from 2 exons. The record is from RefSeq and is a predicted model, not a curated record.
UUCGCACCUCUUCCCACCUCUCCCCCCCGCCUCAUUGCUGAUUUGUUUCUACAACAACAACAACAAGAAUGGCGGAUCACAGGGUUGCUGUUGUGCUCCAGACGCUACUGACCAUGAUUAAUAUGUUAGUGCUACAACUACGGUGCUUCUACGACAACCACAAGCAACUAGUGGACAUGAAGAACCACAUACACGACAUGUGGCUAAAUCCACCGCGGAGAACAACCAGAAGGGCGACCAGGAGAAAGUUUUGGGUAAGACCGGGCAGAACUAGCAGUUGGUGGGACAAUUUUGUCAAUGGCGUUGUCGUGGACGAUGAAUGGAGGGAGAACUUCCGCAUGUCCAAAGCCUCUGUCGUUGCCCUGACUGAAGAACUGCGCCCAUAUAUCGAGAAGAAAACUACAAACAUGAGGGCGCCAAUUGAUCCACUGAAAAGGGUUGCUGCGGUUCUUUAUUACCUGAGCGACGAGGGAAGGCUACGGAAGACUGCUAACGCCUUCGGAGUUUCCCGUCCGUCUUUGUCCCUCAUUAUUAGGGAGACAUGCAGAGCGAUCACCAUCCACCUGGGUCCAAAAUACAUCAAGCUGCCUUUUACUGAGCCCGAGACCGCGGAUCUGGUUGAGGGGUUCCAUUGUACACAUGGCAUGCCACAAUGUUUAGGAGCAGUGGACGGAACCCACAUCGAAAUCAAGCAGCCAUCUAACGACUCCACUAGCUACAUCAACAGGAAAGGAAAAUAUUCCUUUAAUGUACAGGCUGUCUGUGAUUACAGGUACCGAUUCAUGGAUGUCGUGGUAAAGUGGCCUGGGAGUGUGCAUGAUGCACGGGUCUUUGCUAAUUCCAAGCUAAACAUGUACUUAAAAACUGGAAAGAUCCCUGCUCUGAAAAAACAGAUUGUGGACGAAGAGGAGGCCAUACCAUCUCCUUCAGCGACAGGCUGCUGUACAAUAUUCAUAUACCUGGCUAGGUAUAUGUACCUGGCUGCUAAAUCUGAGGACUGUUACAGGAUUUUUUGUAUUAUAUCCUAACUGUUUUUAGUACUUUUUAAUGCAUGUCACAUGUGUGAAACUAAGCAAAUAACUAUGUGAUUCUCCAAUGUCAAAAGUGUGAAACUAAAAAUAAAAUUGGCUGCAACCACUUCCAGACUUUCUUUGAACUUAAUGUGCAACAAAUGUCAUCAUCCUCAUGAAUGAAGUUAUAUGGCCCAUUCUACCGAGUCAGGUUGUCCAUAUAUAUUUUGUACCGUAUUUAUUUACACAUAUAGUAA